Molecule: messenger RNA, 1241 nt
Organism: Aedes albopictus (Asian tiger mosquito)
Lineage: Eukaryota; Metazoa; Arthropoda; Insecta; Diptera; Culicidae
Product: ADP-ribosylhydrolase ARH3-like
Exons: 4
Coding region: 144-1184 (346 amino acids)
Cellular component (GO): mitochondrion; nucleus
Source: RefSeq, a predicted model, not a curated record
UUCUUGCAUGCGGCCGGCGCGCGGAGAUUAUUUUUGUUUUUGUGUGGAAUUAGCUAAACCGGUUUAGUUCUUGAUAAUCGUUCUAAUUUUAAUUGCUUAAAGUACAGAAUCCAUUCGAUAAGCGCGAUAAGUUUCGGGAAACGAUGGAGAAAAUCUUGUUGCGUUCGAAAUUUCGCGGCAGCCUUUUGGGCACUCUGAUCGGCGAUUGUUGUGGGGCGCCUUUCGAAGGUCAAGUGAUGGACAGUGGGUCAAAGUUGGUUCUGCGGCAAAAUUUGGACAAAUUGGAAGGUCCAUUUUUCAAAGCGCCUUACAAAAAGUACACCGACGACACUGCCCUAACAAAAUGUGUUCUAAGCAGCCUUCUGAACCCGAGUGGAUUUUCGCAAAAGCUGCUGGCGAAAAAUUUCGUUUUAGAAUACUUCAAAGAUCCGCGGCGUGGCUACGGUGCUGCAGUGGGUGAUGUGUUUGAAAAGCUGCGUAAAACAAAAGUCGCCGAUCCGGUGGGACCGGCAGCCGCUCAAUUCGGUGGGAGCGGUUCGUUUGGCAAUGGGGCCGCGAUGCGAGUGGCCCCGAUUGCCCUGUACUGUGUGAAUCGUGGAAAUUCCGAACUGUUGCAAAUGGUGCGCGACGCUUCCUUGGUGACCCAUAGUCAUACGCUCGGUGUGAAUGGUGCGGUGCUUCAGGCCUUGGCCAUUACACAAUCGCUCAAGUUGAAUCCGGAAGAGCAGUUGAAUGCGAAACAGUUUCUUGCCCAACUCAAAACGGACAUCACGGAAGUGGAAAAAGAAAAUGAUCCCGACUUGGAUGCAAACCAUAAUGCCUACCAAAAGCAGCUGGAGGCGGUUGAACAGUUGUUGGAUGGAAAGGUUGAGUCGAGUGAUGAAAAUGUGUUGAACUUGUUGGGUCAUAGCGUGGCAGCUCUGCACUCAGUCCCGACUGCAAUCUUUUGCUUCCUCAAGUGCACCGAUGGGACAGCAAGUCAUCGUUCGUUCCGGGACACUCUCGAGUAUGCCAUUUCGCUGGGAGGAGACGCCGAUACGAUCGCCAGCAUGGCAUGUGCAAUCAGUGGUGCAUUUUUGGGCGCGGAAGCCAUCUCGGAAACCCUGGUCAAACAUUGCGAAGAUGCCGACAACAUAGUGAGUCUGGCCGAUCAGUUGCUCGAAACCGUCGAAAACCGUGCCUAGGAUAGUGAAAAAAAUAAUACGUCGAAAUAGGAUUAUAACGGAUGUUGUAGACUACUA